Molecule: messenger RNA, 1470 nt
Organism: Sceloporus undulatus (fence lizard)
Lineage: Eukaryota; Metazoa; Chordata; Lepidosauria; Squamata; Phrynosomatidae
Exons: 2
Coding region: 1-1470 (489 amino acids)
Source: RefSeq, a predicted model, not a curated record
AUGCCGUCGGAUAGAGAGGCUAAGAAGAUCGAUGCCCUCGCUAAAAAGGCCUACUUUUCUUCGGCCCUGGGGAUGAGAGUAGCCAAUUACAACGUGUGUAUGGGCACAUACAUACAAUGGCUCAUGGAGAAGAUCUCCCCUCUCAUUCCUGACCUUCCCGACGACUCCCAAGGCAUCCUCUCCGAGGUUCGGGACGAGGCUCAUUCAAUUGGCAGCUGGAUCAUCACAUCGGCAAGACAUUCUACUGACUGUGCCGCGAAAUCCAUGUCAGCAGCCAUCGCCUUGCGGAGACAUGCAUGGUUGAGGUCCUCCGAUUUGAACCAGAAUGCCCGCUCCACAAUCGAGGACAUGUCCUUCGAUGAAGAUGGCCUCUUCCACCGCGAAACGGACGAGAAGUUGAACUUCAAGUAUAGGAUGAGGACCGCGGCCAAGAAACACGGGCCUGUGGUUUGCGACGAUCGACCUAAAGGACGCCUACUUCCACGUCAGCAUCCGCGAGAGUCACCGCAGAUUCUUGGCCUUUGCCGUCGGGACCGACGCCUACAAGUACAACGUCCUCCCCUUCGGUCUGUCCACAGCCCCUCGAGUUUUCACCAAGUGCAUGGCACCUGUAGUAUCCCAUCUACAUCGCCGGGGCAUCAGAGUCUUCCCGUACCUGGACGACUGGCUGCUGGUGGCGCCAUCGGACCAAGAGCUCAGCCGUCACAUUGCCGAAACCUUAGAGCUCCUACGAAGUCUGGGACUGGUCGUGAACCUCGAGAAGUCUCAACUACUGCCCUCCAGGAGCAUAAGGUUCGUCGGCUCGACCCUCGACUCAAACACUUGUGUCGCAUCCUUGCCCUCCGACCGUUUUCUAGCUCUCACCUGAGCCAUCGGAAGAUGUGUCGGCCGAAGAAGAGUAGUUGCCAGGGACGUCCAGGUAGCCCUAGGGCAUAUGGCGUCAACAACCUUCGUAACACCGUGGGCAAGACUCCGGUCCCGACCUCUCCAGUCCUGGUUUCUUUCCGCCUUCGACCCAGAGACAGACCACCCGUCACGUCAUCUCACGAUCCCGAGACCAGUCGCUCGCUCCCUCCGCUGGUGGCUCGACUCCCGGAACGUUUGCGCCGGCAUGCCUUUUUCUCAACCCCAGCCGGAGGUUGUGCUGACCACCGACGCAUCAGAGGACGGAUGGGGAGCCCACACCACGGACUUGUGGGCCAAAGGCCAGUGGUCCCAGGACGAAAAGAGGCUGCACAUCAAUGCCCUGGAGCUGCUGGCGGUACAGAAGGCUCUAAGGGUCUUCAAAUCCUCUCUAUCCGACAAGGUUGUUCAGCUCAGGACGGACAACACCACCGUCAUGUAUUACCUGAACAAACAGGGAGGAACCAGAUCUCGUACACUACUCGACAUCACACUCGAGGUCUGGGACUGGUGCAUAGACCGGAACAUCCUACUCCAGGCAGUGCACCUGCCGGGUAUCCAGAAUGA